AUGUCUCUCUCCAACAAGCUCCCCAUCACCGCCGUUGACCUUAAGGACAAACGUGUCUUGAUCCGUGUCGACUUCAACGUCCCUCUCGAUGAGAAUAAGAACGUCACCAACCCCCAGCGUAUCGUCGGUGCUCUCCCCACUAUCAAGUAUGCUAUUGAGAAUGGUGCCAAGGCUGUUGUCCUGAUGUCCCACCUCGGUCGUCCUGAUGGCAAGCCCAACACCAAAUACAGUCUGAAGCCCGUCGUUCCCGUGCUGGAGAAGCUGCUCGGCAAGAGCGUUGUCUUCACUGAGGACUGCGUUGGCGCCGAGACCGAGGAGGUUGUUAACAAGGCCUCCGGCGGCCAGGUGAUUUUGUUGGAGAACCUGCGUUUCCACGCUGAGGAGGAGGGUAGCUCUAAGGAUGCCGAGGGCAAGAAGGUCAAGGCUGAUCAAGCGAAGGUUGCCGAGUUCCGCAAGGGCUUGACUGCUCUUGGUGAUAUUUACGUCAACGACGCCUUUGGUACCGCCCACCGUGCCCACAGCUCCAUGGUCGGCGUUGAGCUUCCCCAGAAGGCCGCUGGUUUCCUCGUCAAGAAGGAGCUUGAGUACUUCGCCAAGGCUCUUGAGAACCCCGCCCGACCUUUCCUGGCCAUUCUGGGUGGUGCCAAGGUCUCUGACAAGAUUCAGCUGAUUGACAACCUUCUGCCUAAGGUGAACAGCCUCAUCAUCACCGGUGCCAUGGCUUUCACUUUCAAGAAGACCCUGGAGAAUGUCAAGAUUGGCAAUUCCCUCUUUGACGAGGCCGGCAGCAAGAUUGUUGGCGAGAUCGUUGAGAAGGCUAAGAAGUACAACGUCGAGAUCGUCCUGCCCGUCGACUACGUCACUGCCGACAAGUUCUCUGCGGAUGCCACUAUUGGUGCGGCUACUGACGCCUCUGGCAUUCCUGACGGCUACAUGGGAUUGGAUGUCGGUCCCGAGUCUGUGAAGAGCUACCAGAAGACCAUUGCUGAGGCCAAGACUAUCCUCUGGAACGGUCCCCCUGGUGUCUUUGAGUUGAAGCCUUUCGCCAAUGCCACUGAGAAAACCCUCGAUGCGGCUGUCAAGGCUGCCGAGUCUGGCUCCAUUGUUAUCAUUGGUGGUGGUGAUACUGCUACCGUUGCUGCCAAGUACGGCGUUGAGGACAAGCUUUCUCACGUUUCCACUGGUGGUGGUGCCUCGCUUGAGCUGCUGGAGGGUAAGGAAUUGCCUGGUGUUGCUGCUCUGUCCAGUAAGUCCUAA
Messenger RNA from Penicillium angulare, 1257 nucleotides. RefSeq names its product phosphoglycerate kinase pgkA (gene pgkA). Bases 1 to 1257 code for a protein of 418 amino acids. The transcript has 3 exons. The record is from RefSeq and is a predicted model, not a curated record. Gene Ontology annotation, cellular component: cytosol. Gene Ontology annotation, molecular function: ADP binding; phosphoglycerate kinase activity; ATP binding. Lineage: Eukaryota; Fungi; Ascomycota; Eurotiomycetes; Eurotiales; Aspergillaceae. Gene Ontology annotation, biological process: glycolytic process; gluconeogenesis.